This is a messenger RNA of Rosa rugosa (rugosa rose), 1425 nucleotides long. Its product is annotated as probable serine/threonine-protein kinase PBL10. Bases 96 to 1253 code for a protein of 385 amino acids. Gene Ontology annotation, molecular function: ATP binding; protein kinase activity. Gene Ontology annotation, biological process: protein phosphorylation. The transcript is spliced from 6 exons. NCBI's taxonomy places the organism in Eukaryota, Viridiplantae, Streptophyta, Magnoliopsida, Rosales, Rosaceae. The record is from RefSeq and is a predicted model, not a curated record.
UAUGAGUGGUGGGAUUCGAACAAGCGUGAAGGGGUACCUUAUUGCGAAACGUCUCAGUCUGACUGGGGAGAUAGCUGAUACAGUGCAUGAGAUGAAUGAGAUCAUCAAUACAAAUUUCACUGCACUCCAAGCUCACAAUGGAUGGAAUUCUAAUAGCAAAGUUGUCAUCUGUCGCAGUGCCUUCAACUCCUCAGACAGAGGGUGAAAUCUUGUUAAAAAGAUUUCUCUUCAAUGAACUGAAAAUAGCAACCUGGAACUUUCAUCCUGAUAAUAUGGUGGGUGUAGGUGGUUUUGGUUAUGUUUUUAAGGGGUGGGUUGAUGGCAAUUCAUCAACAGCUGCCAAGGCUGGUAGUGGCAUGUUAAUUGCUGUGAAGACGAUUGACCAAGAAGGUUUCCAGGGUCAAGAGGAAUGGUUGACAGAAAUUUACUAUCUAGGAAGGUUGCGACAUCCAAAUCUUGUGAAGUUGUUGGGUUAUUGCUUUGAGGACAACCACCGGCUUCUGGUUUAUGAAUUUAUGCCUCAUGGAAGCUUGGAGAUUCAUCUAUAUGGAAGGGAUUCUUACCUUGAACCACUUUCAUGGACCCUGCGUACGAAGAUUGCCCUUGGUGUUGCCAAGGUUCUUGCAUUUCUUCAUGGUACUGAGGGAAAAGUGAUCCAUCGGGAUGUUAAAACUUCUAAUAUCCUGCUUGAUUCAACCUACAAUGCCAAACUCUCUGAUUUUGGUUUGGCAAAGGAUGUACCAGCUGGUGAUGAAAGCCAUGUCUUAACAAGGGUGGUGGGGACACAUGGGUAUGGAGCUCCUGAGUAUAUUUCUACAGGUCAUUUAUCCUGCAAGAGUGAUGUAUAUGGUUUUGGAGUUGUUAUGCUUGAAAUGUUGUCUGGAAGACGAGUUCUGGAUAAUAACCGUCCACCCAGGGAACACAAUUUAGUUGAAUGGGCCAAACCUUAUCUUGCCAGCAAAAGCAGAGCUCUCAAAAUUUUUGAUGCUCGUAUUGAAGGCCAGUACUCUGUGGCAGGAGCUCUUAAAGCAGCUAACCUUGCAAAUCGAUGCAUAUCAGCAGAACCCGAGUUUAGGCCAAACAUGAAUGAGGUGGUCACAGCAUUAGAGCAGCUUCAGGAAUCUGGUGACAUGGAGGGUUCGGGAAUCUCCCAAAAUGAGCCUUGCCAAACUCCUUGUGCCAAUUCAAGCAAUCGCAGGAGAAGCACAAGCUGGAUCAGCUUCAGGCCAUGUGCUUCCUGCAGCUAUACAUAAGAAUAUAGGAUGUUCAUGCAUGCUUUAUCAUUAAUUUCAUUGAUUUAAAGGAAAAUGGGAUUCAGGGGGAGGGAAAAAAACUGUAAACAAGGGAGAUAUAUCAUUCUUCAAAACUGUAUGUUGUAAUAUGUACUGAGACAGUUGAUUACUAUAGAGAUGUUGUGUUACUUGA